GCUGACCAAUGCUCUGCAUUUUCCUUUGCGCGUUUAGCCUAUCGGAGACGUAGGGGGUGGAGUUCCGGUCGUAACGCUGUGCGCCUUGACAGACCUCGCGUUUCCUCCCGCGCCGGUUGAGGGCUUGCAGUUGAGGUAUAUUUCACCGGGACCGGUCGGGCUCUUUGACGGGCAGGUCUCUGACGGACGGCGACAGUGUAGGUUGAGUCUAGAAAGCCACAGUCGCUGAUUCUGUAGCACGAGGAGUUCUGAGGGAAGUGGGGAGGGCCUGGGAGGAGAGAGACACGUGUUGAAGCUUCUGGUGCGGGGUGGGAGCCCCUGGACCGCACCCGUGCUGUCCCUGCUCCGCGUCCUUAACGCGGGUUAGGUUUUGGGAUCGCUGGCCCCAGCGUCUCCUGUAGGUUAUCUUUCGGUAAAAGCGAAGCGCCGUUCACCUAGUGUUCAAGAAAGGGUACCCAGGGCCUGUUUUUAUUUUUCUCCUGUGCCUCACUCUUUUGUUACCUCUCGAGUUUGUUAAUUUUCGAGGUCGGAAAGCAAAUUUUAAUUUGGGAAGAGCCGUCCUGUAACAUAUAACACAGACUGUGAGACCAGCUAUGUUAAGCACUGUGCGUAUAUUUCAUAUAAUCCACACAGUAAUCUAAGGGGUAGUAGUAUUACUGUUCUCAUUUUCACGCAAAGGAACAGACUGCUUAGUAACUCGUCCACAUGUUUUCUUCAGCCCGUCUCUUGACAAACUUGAGUGUGGCAUUCGGUUUGCGAGGACAUAAAAUUAAAAUAUGCUGUUGUAAAAUGUGGCAUCUGUUUUCUUUCCGAGCUUGAAGUUAUUUCAGAAGCCAGUGCAACAGACCCAUAGGUAUAUUGAUAUUAUCGAUGUAAAAGAUCAUCUGGUAGAAGACCUUGGACUAGGAGCCGCUUCCACCUUUUCAGCCACAUCUUCCUCAACUGCAGAAUUGAAAUCAAUACCAGACAUGACUACUAUCUAGAGUUGUAGACAUUACAUGGUAUCAAAGUGAGAUCUGAAGAAGGUGAUCACCAGGAACACCAACCUCCAGAAAUAAAUUUGUACUGCACUUUGAAUACUCCUCCUGACAUGGAGAGGAUUGAGGAACAAUUCGCUAACCUGAACAUUGUUAAACGUUCCUCGGGGACUACAGAGCCUACUUACCUGCUGGGUAUAGAUGCAUCAAAAACCGUACAAGCAGAAAAAGAAAGCUUGAUUGCUGUUUUAUGUUCUAACGGAUCAAUCAGAAUCUAUGAUAAAGAGAGGUUAUACAUACUACGAGAAUUUCGUGGCUAUCCUGGGCUUCUCAAUGGAGUCAGAUUUGCAAAUUCUUGUGACAAUAUAUAUUCAUCAUGUACUGACGGCACUGUAAAAUGUUGGGAUGCUCGAUUAGCCAGUGAAAAACCUGUCCAGCUGUUCAAGGGUUACCCUUCCAAUAUUUUCAUUAGUUUUGAUAUCAGCUGUAAUGAUCACGUCAUUUGCGCUGGUACAGAAAAAGUUGAUGAUGAUGCAUUGCUGGUAUUUUGGGAUGCAAGAAUUAAUUCUCAGGAUUUGUCUACUUCUAAAGACCCACUUGGAGCAUAUUCAGAGACACACAGUGAUGAUGUCACUCAAGUACGCUUCCAUCCCAGCAAUCCCAACAUGGUGGUCUCCGGUUCAACUGAUGGCCUGGUGAAUGUAUUUGAUAUUAGUAUUGAUAAUGAAGAAGAUGCACUGGUUACGACCUGUAACUCUGUUUCUUCCGUAAGCUGUAUUGGUUGGUCUGGGAAGGACUAUAAACAGAUUUAUUGCAUGACGCACGAUGAAGGAUUUUGUUGGUGGGAUCUUAAUCAUCUGGAUACUGAUGAACCAAUUACACGUUUGAACAUCCAGGAUGUCAGAGAAGUAAUUAAUGUAAAAGGAGGCAUUUUGGACUAUUUGGUUGGUGGCCUGUAUCACGAAAAAAUGGACAAAUUGUUUGUUGUUGGGGGAACAAACACAGGAAUUAUUCACUUACUGAGCUGUACUACAGCAGGAUUGAUUCAUGUGACCAGCCUUCACGGAGGGCAUGCUGCUACAGUCCGUUCUUUCUGUUGGAAUAUGCAGGAUGAUUCUUUGCUAACCGGAGGGGAAGAUGCACAGUUGUUACUUUGGAAACCUGGAGCAUUAGACAAGACAUUUACAAAGAAAGACAGCAUGAAAAUAGCAUCCUCUGUGUACCAGCGAGUUCGAGUUCACAGUAAUGAUUCUUACAAGAAAAGGAAGAAGCAGUGAUGUGAUGUUGGGAGCUUCCUUGAAAGGUUUUAUAGUCGCAAGUAAUUAUCUUUGUGUUCUACCUGUGAUAGAUCUGUUUAAAGCUCAUAUGUAAAAACAAGCCAGUUAGCAAACAAUCCUGGAAAAACGCUGAAAAUGGUUUAAUUCAGGUCUUCAUGUAUUCUAAAAUUAUUUUUUUUUAAGCUGCCAGUUGAGUAUAUAAUCAGUGAGUUGAAAGUAAAAUUACAUUCCUCAUUUUUAAAACCCAUCUGUUGAGUUAGUAAAUGUUGGGUUUCAAGAAAUAGCUUUGAUAAGGACUUUUUAGAAGUAGAUGGCUGAUAUGACUUUAAAAAAUCAGGUGGUUUGAGCUAUAUUUUGUAAGCUCAGUUUUUUACAUUUUAAAUCAUCUUCAUUAUUUAUAAAACCAAAUCAGACUGUUUUCUGUCAGAGCUCCUACUUGCUUAAUACACAUAGAUUAUGUUGGAGUAUUUAAAUGUAAAUAUUCUAAUGAUUCUAAAUAGUACUAAGCUUUUUUAGAAAUAAAAUGAUUUGCAUCUAUUUAAAAAUAUAUAUUUAGUAAAUAUUUGCAUCUAUAUUUUAAAAUGGUUAAAUAGUAAGCAGGUAUUUCAUUGAGGAAAAAGAAAUUAUCUUGCAAAAUUCAUUUUGGGUCCGUGGAAAUAUAACAAUGAAAGUAUAAUAGCAGAAUGACUUUUUUAUUUCAAAGUAGUCUAUUAUUUUGUGAUAAAAUUUUCUUUCAUAGUGCUUUAAUCAUAUUUUUAAACAUAAGAGCCCAUGGGGAGUGGGGGCCAUGCAAGAGUUGGCCGCCAGAGUUUAAAGGGGGACACCACCAUAAUCUAAUUUAAACGUGAAUUUUUGUUUACUGCUAAUUUUUUCAUCCUUCUACGUAUUUUUCCAAGGUAUCCUAAUAAAAAGCUGGUCACUCUAAAGGUUUAGUAUGUUCUUACGUUUAAUUAAAAAUAAAAAUAUCUUUUUAUAGAUAAAAAUAUUUAUAAAAAUAUUUUAGAACGUUUUUAUCUUUUGAACUAAAAAUAUGCUUGAAAAAUACAAGCAUUACUUUAGAACCUUUUACAUUUCUCUUUAAAUGUUAAUAGUGACUUAUCUCUGCAAGUAGCAGUGGGGGAACUUUUUAUUCCAUAGAACGAUGCAACUUCUAUUUAGGUAUGAUCUUGCUUAACUCACUUGAGACUGAACAAUACGCAUAGUUAAGUCACUCUUAAACAUAUUCAAAAUGGCGUCUGGGUGGCUCAGUCGGUUGGGCGGCCGACUGCGGCUCAGGUCAUGAUCUCGCGGUCUGUGGGUUCGGACCCCAUGUUGGGCUCUGUGCUGGCUGCUCAGAGUCGGGAGCCUGCUUCCGAUUCUGUAUCUCCCUUUCUCUCUGCCCUUCCGCUGCUUGUUCUCUGUCUCUGUCUCUGGCUCCGUCUCUCUCUUUCAAAUAAUAAACGUUUAAAAAAAUUUUAAAAACAUAUUCAAAAUAGAUAAUUCUUAUUUGGAAAAAUUCAGCUCUUCUUGCUGUUGUUCAAACCAUAACCCGGUGGUUAAUUCUGGACUUUAUUCUUUCCCCCUAACCAGACGAUCACCAAAUCCUUUGCCAUUCCACCUCUUAAAAUCUGUCUUCUGUUCUUUUGCCUUUACCCCACCACUAUCGCCUUAAAUAAGAGUUUCAUCAUUUCUCACCUAGAUUACAGACCCUGUCUCUCCAGUUUGUUCUUCCCACUGUUUCUAGGCUGACCAGAGAAAACACAGAUUUGAUAAUGCCUCAUGCUGCUUAAAAUCUUUGGUACAUUUUGAUCUUUUGAUGGAGUAAGCACUAUAUAAAAAUGAAAAACCAUAUUUCUAAGAUACUUAGGAUUUGAGACAGUGCUGACGA
Messenger RNA from Acinonyx jubatus (cheetah), 4121 nucleotides. It is a transcript of the gene WDR89, whose product is annotated as WD repeat domain 89. Lineage: Eukaryota; Metazoa; Chordata; Mammalia; Carnivora; Felidae. Bases 1091 to 2254 code for a protein of 387 amino acids. Gene Ontology annotation, molecular function: protein binding. The transcript has 3 exons. The record is from RefSeq and is a predicted model, not a curated record.